This is a messenger RNA of Cladophialophora psammophila CBS 110553, 1845 nucleotides long. RefSeq lists its product as uncharacterized. The transcript is spliced from 2 exons. Lineage: Eukaryota; Fungi; Ascomycota; Eurotiomycetes; Chaetothyriales; Herpotrichiellaceae. Bases 1 to 1845 code for a protein of 614 amino acids. Gene Ontology annotation, molecular function: DNA-binding transcription factor activity, RNA polymerase II-specific; sequence-specific DNA binding; zinc ion binding. Gene Ontology annotation, biological process: DNA-templated transcription; positive regulation of transcription by RNA polymerase II. The record is from RefSeq and is a predicted model, not a curated record.
AUGCCGGCCUGUCGACUGUGCCAAAAGGCCAAGGUCGACUGCACCAUUUUUGACCAUGCACUACAGCAGACGUUGUCCCGAAAGUAUAUCCAGGCUCUCAUCUUGCGCCUGGACAGCCUCAAGGCAAAACACGCCGCUAUCACACUAGAGGCUGAUGCUGGCCGGCAAGCUCUGCCAGAGGGUAUUCCGAAUCAGUUGAAGACGCAUCAAGCGCAAAGCAAUUUCCCUUGCCUCCCGGGAUCAGUACCCGAUACUGAACAUGGGGGAGACUUUAACAACCAUUUCCUUGUUCCCAGCGUCAAUGGGUCGACUUCCCGAUUCUAUGGUUCGAGCUCCGUGUUUGCGCUUGCAGUCGAGGUUCUGGCAUUGGCCUCCGAUAAGAAUCUCUUCAGCCCUUCGGGUCCAUCGGAGCCUCUUCUUUCAGCCAAGGACGGCCACGACCGUGAUUUGGAUUCCGUAGCCCCCACUGCAGUCUUUGAUACUGGAAGAGAUUUUGUGCAGUCACUCAUCGCAGAUUACAUGGCAUCCAUCAAUGUCAUACAUCCAUGUAUUGACGAAACUCACCUGGAAGAGGACCUUGAUAGGUUUUUGGCAACGAGUGGAGCUCUGGAGUUCGACGCAGACAAGCUGCAACGGAUCGAAAAGUAUCAAUGCUUCCGCAUCGCCAUGAUGUGUUCCAUAUCCUGCGUCGCUAAGGCGCGGCACAGUCCAAGCCUCGUGGCGUACGGCAAUCAAUUCUACGCACAGGCUGUGAGGUACGUUGAAGAAGUGACGGCGGAGGUCUCUCCCCAGUCUCUCGAAGCCCUCCUCCUUCUCGUGAUUUAUUGUCUCUUCAAUCCCCGCAAAGGCAAUAUAUGGAAGAUCCUAGACUUCGCCUGUCGCUUGAGCGUCCAAUUGGGCUAUCACACUGAACAAGGGCAUUCGGUAUUGGAGAGUGAAGACAACAAAACCUGGAGGAGGACAGCCUUUUGGAGCCUCUUCUCCAUAGAGCGAUUGGUAGGGCAAUGUUUCGGUCGACCUUCAGAUCUGCCCAGCUCUAUCGUCACCACAGAAUAUCCGACCGUACUCACAGAUCCGGCACUUUUGGACGACGAAUCAAGACAGAAGGUGUCAGCCGCUCAAGUAUUCCACUUAAUGUUCCUUCGCUCAGAAAUCUACACGGACAUUUACCUUUCCGCUACCAGCCCCCUCCCGAGGCUGGACUGGUUCCUCGAGCAACACGCCGCGUUGCGACAAUGGCACCAGAAUCCCAGCCAAUGCUUCCUCAUCAACGACAGCAAGAAUCCCGCGGGAGUUGGCGAGGUCACGCGCGAUAUCAUGUACCACGCCUCGGUUCUCUUCCUCUUCCAACGCCAUCUUCUCGAGGCCCUGGCCACGAUUCGGCACAAUAAUCCACCACAGCGAGACCUCUCCCAGCCAAACCACACCCUUACUAUCACCUCGGAACCCUACCACUCCUCGAAGAUUCUUCUGAGGUUAUACACCCUCAUUAUCCGCUCGACGGCGUCCAAUUCACUCCUAUCCAUAUUUCCCGUAACUUUUCUCGCGGCGUACUCGAUCUUCCAAGCGGGCAUGACGCUUGUAUCAUACGCUCUUCUCUCUCUUGAGUGCGCCAUCGAAAUCCAAGGCCCCUCCUCUCUCAAUCCUGAAGGCCGCCGAGAUUUAGAGAGGGAAAGAAACGAAGAGACGGAGCUUGAUUUCUCGGACCUGCUGAGCCUGUCGAACGACUGCCUAGUACUACUUUCCUGGUGUAAAGAGCAAUGGCCUGGUAUGGAGGGCAUGGUAGACGCCUUUGCGAGAUGUAGUGCUGAAACAAUAUGGAAGGUGCUGAGAGUGCAAAAAUGA